Molecule: messenger RNA, 1743 nt
Organism: Truncatella angustata
Lineage: Eukaryota; Fungi; Ascomycota; Sordariomycetes; Amphisphaeriales; Sporocadaceae
Product: vacuolar amino acid transporter 3
Exons: 1
Coding region: 1-1743 (580 amino acids)
Biological process (GO): amino acid transmembrane transport
Molecular function (GO): amino acid transmembrane transporter activity
Source: RefSeq, a predicted model, not a curated record
AUGGCGGACACUCCUCAAUCAGAAUUGACUCACAGGGACGCUCAGGUUGUUUCUGAGCAUCUUCCUACCGGAUAUGGAGCCACAUUCGAUGGCUCUUCCGAGUCUCCGGCAAACGGGGCUCCAACGGCGUUGAGCUCUGCAGAGCCCGAGGAGAUUUCAUCUCUCAGAUUGCCCGGAGGCGAUAUUCAUCGCGACCUGUUCAUGAUUCAGCAGAGGGCGGAGCGAGCCAAGUUGCACCAGAGAUCCAACACCUUCCACUACCCGCAACAGCUCCGCCAAGAAGACGAAGAUGAUGAAGGCCUCGCAAUCAGCAAUCAAAUGGCGCCUGGUGGAUUUCGUCGCGCAUUCAUUCAGCAACAACAAGGUCAGCAAUUCUUGGCGGCGAGGUUGCCAGUAACGAGGAACUUUGUCGAGUUCUUGGACUUGUACGGUGCCUUCGCCGGAGAGGAUCUUGCCGACUCGGACGACGAAGCCAUCGAGAGCGACGAAGAGGAUGUGGAAAAUCGUCCUUCCGAGCAGAGGCCGUUGCUUGGGCGUAGAAAAUCCACCCGUGUCGCGAGAGCAGCCACAGCCAGUACUACCAAGACCUUCUUCACAUUGCUCAAGGCUUUCAUUGGUACUGGAAUCAUGUUCCUUCCCAAGGCUUUCCGCAACGGCGGGUUGGUUUUCUCUUCCGUCACCAUGGUCUUGGUUUCAUCGGUCACCAUGAUUGCUUUCCACCUGCUUCUGCAGUGCAAGCAGCGCCAUUCAGGUGGUUAUGGUGAAAUAGGCCAGGCGAUUGCAGGUCGUGGAGCCCGGAACCUCAUCAUGGGCUCCAUCACCUUUUCACAGGUGGGCUUCGUCUGUGCUGGAAUCGUCUUCGUGGCCGAGAACAUGCAGGCUUUCGCGGAGGCUGUCACGCAAGGCAACGGCAGCCCCGUGUCGGCUGUUACCAUCAUUCUAUGCCAGCUUGCUGUCCUUAUUCCAUUGUCAUGGAUUCGCAACAUCUCCAAGCUUGGACCUGCUGCUCUGCUUGCCGACGUUUUUAUCAUGAUCGGAGUUGGCUAUAUCUACUACUACGACAUCGGAACUCUGGCAAGCGAGGGUGUCCACAAGACUGUGGUCAUGUUUAACCCUGACCACUACACGAUGAUGAUCGGGUCAGCCAUCUUCACCUUUGAAGGUAUUGGGUUGAUACUGCCGAUCCAGUCUUCGAUGGCGAAGCCAGAGAAAUUUGAGCCUCUCCUCGGCCUGAUCAUGCUGAUCAUCACGAUCAUCUUCACCAGCGUUGGAGCGCUAUGUUAUGCAACCUUCGGAGAAGAUACAUACAUAGAAAUCAUCAACAACUAUCCGAGGGACAGCAAAUUUGUACAGGCCAUGCAGUUCCUGUACUCGAUAGCAAUCCUGGUUGGCAACCCUGUGCAGCUCUUCCCCGCCCUCCGUAUUAUCGAAGGUGGUAUUUUUGGACGCCACUCGGGCAAAAAGAGUCUCACGACUAAAUGGACCAAGAACGGUUUCCGAACCUUGAUGGUCCUCAUUUGUGGUGGUAUUUCGAUCCUGGGUGCUGGCAACCUCGACCGAUUUGUUGCUCUCAUCGGAUCUUUCGCCUGCGUACCGCUUGUGUACAUCUACCCGCCGUACCUGCACUACAAGGGAGUCGCCACUACGACCAAGGCCAAGAUUGGAGACCUUGUUUUGAUGGUGUUGGGAUUGGUUUGCAUGGUGUACACCACGGUUGUUACGAUCAAGAACAGCUUCAUGUAA